This is a messenger RNA of Wallemia mellicola CBS 633.66, 1096 nucleotides long. Its product is annotated as concanavalin A-like lectin/glucanase. NCBI's taxonomy places the organism in Eukaryota, Fungi, Basidiomycota, Wallemiomycetes, Wallemiales, Wallemiaceae. Gene Ontology annotation, biological process: fungal-type cell wall organization; carbohydrate metabolic process. The transcript has 5 exons. The record is from RefSeq and is a predicted model, not a curated record. Gene Ontology annotation, cellular component: fungal-type cell wall. Gene Ontology annotation, molecular function: chitin binding; glycosyltransferase activity; hydrolase activity, hydrolyzing O-glycosyl compounds. Bases 8 to 1096 code for a protein of 362 amino acids.
AAAAGAAAUGCCAAACGCUAGACGCGUAUUAUCAGUCACUCUCUUAGCGGCUUUGAUAGCCACAUCACAAGCUGUCCUUAAUGGCGGUAGCUGUAGUGCAGCAACAGGUUUAACAUGCCCAGAAAAGAAUCCAUGUUGUUCUGAAUUCGGUCACUGUGGUGAUACAGUUGCGCACUGUCGCGGUGGUUGUGAUCCACGUGUAUCUGCUCCAAACGCAUGCUCAAAUGUUCCAAUUUGUGAAGAUUUAGAAAUUAAGGCAUUUGACAGAACUGCUUGGUCGCGCGUUACUCAAAAACCAGAAGAUUAUAAUGGCGAAGCUGAUCAGUAUGACUUUACACUUGAUAAAGGUGACAUAACGAGAGAAGAAAACAUGCUCACAAUGAUUAUGGAUGAAGAUAACAAAGGAACACGUUUGUCAUCAACUAGAUAUAUGCUUUAUGGUGAAUUUAAUGCUAGAAUGAGAGUAACUGGUACUAAUGGUGUUAUCUCAACAAUGAUUUUAAUGUCAGACAUUCACGAUGAAGUUGACUGGGAAUUCGUCGGUGCUAAAACCGGUGAAGGUCAAUCAAACUAUUACUAUCAAGGCGUCACGGAUUAUACCAAUGGAGAUACCCACAAAUUCCCAACUGAUGGCCAAUUCCACGACUUUGGCUUCAACUGGCAAGAAGACAAGUUGGAAUGGAAGAUUGAUGGACAAGUUGUACGCACAUUGAGAAAGGAUGACACAGUCGGAUGGGAUAAAAAAGCACAUUAUCCGGAAUCACCUUCUAGAUUACAAUUCUCAGUAUGGCCAUCAGGUAUUGAAGAUGUUUCACCAGGUUCAUUCGAAUGGGGUGGUGGUAAGAUUGACUGGUCAAAAGGACCAUUUAAGGCUACUAUCCAAUCUAUUUCAAUAAAGUGUGGACAAUCUAGUGAAGUUCCUAUCGGACCAGAUGAUAUUAGCUGGGAGUACAACAAUCAAACUAGCAGCCAAAUAGCUUUCCAAGCAUCACCUGAGCCAUAUAAAGCAAGCAGUGGAGGAUCUUCUCUUCACGUUUCAUCACCAUUUACUUUAAUGCUUUCAUUAUCUUUCGCACUCUUAUAUUUAGUUAUUUAG